Molecule: messenger RNA, 3192 nt
Organism: Lecanosticta acicola
Lineage: Eukaryota; Fungi; Ascomycota; Dothideomycetes; Mycosphaerellales; Mycosphaerellaceae
Source: the annotation of a GenBank genome assembly
AUGUCACGAGACUUUUCAUCUUCGCCGGCAAGGAGAAAAGAGAAGCCUCAGAAUCCUGAUGAUGAUGAGACGGCAGUGCGGGAGGAAGUUAAGGAGGAGCAAGAUGGCAAGAGCCCACGAGAUUCACAACGGGUACUAGAUGGACUAUUGGGCAAGAGCAAGUCUUCAGAGCCAACGCCCAUUCCAGGAUCGGAUGGCAAGGCAUCCAGUGCUGGCAGUGCGGGCAGCGGAGAGUCAGGCAAUGGCGGCGAUGGCGGCAACCGGAGACGGAAGUCAUCCGGAAAGGAAUUGGCGAAGCCUCACGUGCCCGAUGUGUAUCCCCAAGUGCUUGCUAUACCCAUCGCACAGAGGCCGUUGUUCCCGGGAUUCUACAAAGCGAUUACUAUUCGAGACCCUAACGUCGUAGCAGCUGUCCAAGAGCUGCUGAAGAGAGGGCAGAGCUAUGUGGGCGCUUUUCUGCUCAAGGAUUCCAACAGCAGCCAAGACGUCAUCAACGAUCCGAGCGAGGUGUACGAUGUAGGGACAUUCUGCCAGGUCACCGGAGCAUUUCCUGCUGGCCAUAAAGAGGAACAGGCCCUCUCAGCUGUACUGUACCCACACAGAAGAAUCAAGCUGAGCGAGCUGAUCCCACCGAAUCGUGGCCCACCGGCAGCGCCAGAAGCAGAAUCGGCUCAAGCAGCGAAAGCAACGAUCGAGAGCGUAACAUCCGAAGAACCAACAAAGCCAGCUGAGGGCGAAGAGAAGAGGGGCGACGUUGUCGCAAGUUUCGAAGAGCAGCAGAUCGCAGAGAAGGAGCAACAAUCGCAGAUCAGUCAGCCUACCGACUUUCUGCGAUCUUGGCCCGUUAGUCUGGUGAAGGUGGAUAACUUGGCAGACGAGCCGUACGAUAAGAAGGCGCCCACGACAAGAGCAUUGAUCUCGGAGAUUGUCAACACGUGCAAGGAGAUCGCCAACGCCAACCAGCUGUUCCGCGAUCAUGUCUCUGCGUUUGCCAUGUCUCAAUCUGCCGCGAACAUUGCAGAUGAGCCUGCAAAGCUUGCCGACUUCGCAGCUGCUGUAUCCGGGGGGGAAAUGGAAGAGACGCAAGCAGUGCUUGAGUCUUUGAACAUCGAGCAGCGACUCAGCAAGGCAUUGGAGCUCAUCAAGAAAGAGUUCAUGAAUGCGCAAUUGAGCCAGAAGAUCUCGAAGGACGUGGAGGGCAAGAUCCAGAAGCGUCAGCGAGAAUACUGGUUGAUGGAGCAAAUGAAGGGUAUCAGGCGGGAGCUUGGCCUUGAAAGUGACGGCAAGGACAAGCUUGUUGAGAAGUUUAAAGAGAAGGCCGACAAGCUCGCCAUGCCUGAAGCUGUCAGGAAAGUCUUCGAUGAGGAGGUCAACAAGCUUGCACACUUGGAACCGGCAGCAAGCGAGUUCAACGUGACGAGGAAUUAUCUGGACUGGCUAACCCAGAUUCCGUGGGGCCAAAGGAGCGCCGAAAAUUUCGGCAUUCAGCACGCAAAGGAUGUUCUGGACGAAGACCACCACGGUCUCAAGGAUGUCAAGGAUCGCAUCCUGGAGUUCAUCGCAGUUGGAAAGCUACGAGGUACAGUAGAGGGCAAGAUUCUCUGCAUGGUCGGCCCACCCGGUGUCGGCAAGACGAGUAUCGGCAAGUCCAUUGCUCGCGCGCUCAACAGACAAUACUACCGCUUCAGUGUUGGCGGUCUAACAGAUGUUGCUGAAAUUAAAGGCCACCGAAGGACAUACGUUGGUGCUCUGCCUGGACGUAUUAUCCAAGCUCUCAAGAAAUGCCAGACGGAGAAUCCACUUAUCCUGAUUGAUGAAGUCGACAAGAUUGGUCGCGGCCACCAGGGAGACCCUUCAAGCGCACUGCUGGAAUUGUUGGACCCUGAGCAAAACAACUCUUUCUUGGAUCAUUAUAUGGACGUGCCAGUCGAUCUGUCGAAAGUACUAUUCGUCUGCACUGCAAACAUGACUGACACCAUUCCGAGACCGCUUCUUGACCGCAUGGAGAUGAUCGAGCUUUCAGGAUACGUGUCUGAUGAGAAAAUGGCAAUUGCAGAACGAUAUUUGGCUCCUCAAGCAAAAGAGCUGAGUGGUCUGAAGGAUGUCGAUGUUGCAUUGGACAAGGAGGCCAUCUUGGAGCUCAUCAACAAAUACUGCCGAGAGUCUGGUGUCCGAAACCUCAAAAAGCAGAUUGAAAAGGUCUACCGGAAAUCGGCACUCAAGAUCAUUCAAGAUCUUGGUGAGGAAGUUUUGAGUGAGGAGAAAGCACUCACAGAUGAAGGCAAGGCUGCCGCUGCAGAAGCCGAGAAAGAUCAGUCGGAUCCAAAGGAUACGCCAGACAACAUCGAGAAGGAGACUACCGAGAAACCCCGUGUGGCAUUGAAAGUGCCCGAGUCUGUUCAUGUCAAGAUUGACAAAGAUAACCUAAAGGAUUACGUCGGUCCACCAAUCUUCACCUCGGACAGGUUAUACGACACAACGCCGCCCGGUGUCGCAAUGGGCCUCGCAUGGACACAGAUGGGAGGUGCCGCUCUAUACGUGGAGUCUAUUUUGGAAAACGCUCUGUCGUACAACUCUCGACCUGGUCUUGAGCGAACGGGCAACCUGAAGAAUGUCAUGAAGGAGUCAACCUUAAUUGCCUACUCCUUCGCCAAAGGGUUGAUGGCGAAGCAUUUCCCUGGCAACAAGUUUUUCGAAAAGGCACGGAUACAUCUGCACUGCCCCGAAGGUGCUGUACAGAAAGAUGGACCGAGCGCUGGUAUUACGAUGGCGACUUCAAUUCUAUCGCUUGGUCUGGAUAAACCUUUGGAUCCUACGAUUGCCAUGACUGGUGAGCUUACUGUUACUGGUAAGGUGCUGAGAAUUGGAGGCUUGAGAGAAAAGACCGUUGCUGCAAGGCGAGCGGGCGCGAGGAUGGUCGUGUUUCCAAGGGACAAUCUGAGCGAUUGGCUUGAGUUGCCUGAGGUAAGUUGUGCCCUCUGCUGUCAUCAAAGCUUUGAGUGAACGAGAGCUGACGAUGACGCACAGAAUAUCAAAGAAGGUAUCGAAGGCAAACCAGUCGACUGGUACUCGGAUGUCUUCAAGCUGGUCUUCGCCGACGUAGACGAGGCGGAUGCUAACAACCUUUGGAAGAAAGAACUCGCCAAGCCGCCGAAGGAAGAGAUCGAGAAGCAGAGCGAAUCGGAGAACUGA